AUGCACCUGCCAUCUCCGGAGAUGCUCAUUAAAGAGGAGCGAUGCCAAGGCCCGAACAUCUCAGUUCCCCCUCGCAGACACACGGCGAAACACAAAAACGUCACAUUCCUCUCGGUGUUCGCCGCCCAGCUGCCGUUGAGCGUAAACGUGGAGUUCGACGACUGCGUGGGGAACGAAGCGGUGGUUUUCCAGAGCAGCGACCCAGCCUUCGGCGCGCGGACGGACGGGUCCAUCUUUGCCCGGCGAGAGGGGGCCAGCCUGGACGAGCCGGUCCAGUUUAAACUGACAGCGAGCGGUCGACACGCGCAUGUCUGGGAGACCGUGGUCCAACUGGCCCUAAUCGACCCGCCGUCACUCCAGCGAAAUGGAAACGAGAAAGUGUCCCAGUACACCAUCAUCGUGCAGGCCACGGACAUGGAGGGCAACCUGAACUUUGGCCUUUCCAACACGGCCACUGCCAUCAUCACCGUCACGGACAUCAACGACAACCCUCCCAUGCUGACCUCCAGAACCUUUUCCGGCGAGGUCCCGGAGAACCGAGUGGAUCUGGUGGUGGCGAAUCUCACGGUGAUAGACGCCGACCAACCGCACUCGCCCAACUGGAACGCCAUCUACAGGAUCAUCAGCGGGGACCCGGCGGGGCACUUCACCAUCCGCACCGACCCGGUCACCAACGACGGCAUGGUCACCGUGGUGAAGCCAGUAGACUUUGAGAUGAACCGUGCCUUCAUGCUGACGGUGGUGGUGUCCAACCAGGCCCACCUGGCCAGCGGCAUCCAGUCCUCGCUCCAGUCCACGGCCGGGGUCACCAUAUCCGUCAAGGACGUCAACGAAGCCCCCUACUUCCCCACCAACCCCAAACACAUCCGCUUCGAGGAGGGCGUCCCGGCGGGCACCAGCCUGACCACCUUCUCUGCUUCCGAUCCCGACCGACUACAGAUGCAGCAAACAAUCAGGUAUUCAAAGAUGAACGACCCCGCCCAGUGGCUGUCAAUCAACAGAACCAACGGACAGAUCGUAACCACGGCGAUGCUGGACCGGGAGUCUAGCUACGUGAAAAACAACAUAUAUGAGGCCACGUUCCUGGCGACGGACAACGGCUCCCCCGAAGCCAGCGGGACCGGCACGCUGCAGAUCUACCUGAUCGACAUCAACGACAACCCGCCGGCGCUCAUCCCCAAGGAGUCUCAGAUCUGCGAGCGGGUGAACAGGAACGUCCACGGCGUCAACAUCACGGCCGCCGACGCCGACACGGACCCCAACGCCGGCCCUUUCGUCUUCGAGCUGCCCAACUUUCCCAACAGCAUCCGGCGCAACUGGACGAUUUCUCGGAUCAGCGGCGAUUACGCUCGCCUCGGGCUGCGGUACCAGAUCUAUCUGGAGCCGGGCGUCUACGAGGUCCCCGUCAUCGUGUCGGACUCGGGGAACCCCCCGUUGUCCAACAGGUCGGUCAUCAAGAUCAAGGUGUGCCCCUGCGACGAACACGGAGACUGCACCACCCUCGGGGCCGUGGCGGCCGCCGGCCUGGGGCCCGGAGCCAUCAUCUCCAUCCUCAUCUGCAUCAUCAUCCUCCUCACCAUGGUGCUGCUGUUCGUGGUGUGGAUCAAGCGCAGAGAGAAGGAGAGACACACCAAGCAGCUGCUCAUUGACCCGGAAGACGACGUCAGAGACAACAUCCUCAAAUACGAUGAAGAGGGAGGAGGAGAGGAAGACCAGGACUACGACCUGAGCCAGCUGCAGCAGCCGGACUCCUUGGAGCACAUCAUCAGCAAGCCGCCUGGCGUCCGCAGGGUGGACGAACGCCCCAUCAUCCCAGAGUCCCAGUACCCCAUCAGGCCCGUCGUGCCCCACCCUGGAGACAUCGGGGACUUCAUCCACGAGGGUCUGCGGGCGGCGGACAACGACCCCACGGCCCCGCCGUACGACUCCCUGCUGGUGUUCGACUACGAGGGCAGCGGCUCCACCGCCGGCUCCGUCAGCUCCCUCAACUCGUCCAGCACGGGGGACCAGGACUAUGACUACCUCAACGACUGGGGCCCCCGCUUCAAGAAGCUGGCCGACAUGUACGGAGGAGGGGAUGAUUAGAUCUGACCAGACACACACACACACACACACGCACACGCAGAAA
This is a messenger RNA of Cyclopterus lumpus (lumpfish), 2128 nucleotides long. Its product is annotated as cadherin-4-like. The coding region runs from base 1 to 2085 and encodes 694 amino acids. Gene Ontology annotation, molecular function: calcium ion binding; cadherin binding. The record is from RefSeq and is a predicted model, not a curated record. Gene Ontology annotation, biological process: calcium-dependent cell-cell adhesion; adherens junction organization; cell-cell junction assembly. Gene Ontology annotation, cellular component: catenin complex; plasma membrane; adherens junction. The transcript is spliced from 12 exons. Lineage: Eukaryota; Metazoa; Chordata; Actinopteri; Perciformes; Cyclopteridae.